AUGGAGACGGCACUUGGAUGUGCAGGACGAGUAUGGCGAUUGGAGACCAACAGCAACCACCAAGAUGCCACGUUGACGGCACAGAUCAGUAGAAGCAGCGAUGGGAAAAAGCAGAGCUCAGUAGACGCUUCGGCUUUUGUGUGCGCACUGGAACCUGCAUCAGGUGUGCUGGUCUUGACAAGCUGGGACUGGCGCAUUUGGCUGGUUGUCUUCAUUGUCGGAUCUGUACCUUGUCCACCGGUGCCGCUUUCCGUUGCCAUGCUGUGUGCCCUCGUGGUUUUGCAACACAAAGGUCCGCAGUCACCAGUGGAGCAGGCCGCGAAGGCCCGCACCGCACCUGAUCUCAAACAUGACUCCGCUCAGCUUCACAAAUUCCUCAUAAUUUGGCUUUCGGCUCAGCGUCUCGUGUCGCAUCGUCGAUCCAAUCGAUCCAGUCGCGUCUUUGAUUUGCGAGUCAUCGACUUCUCUUCCGCCAUGUCGCAGGAACAUACUGAGUACGUUCAGAGCAAGGUCAAUCCCAUCCUCGAGAAUCUUGUGACAGAGGUUCUCUUGGAACGUCCUGACAACCCAGUGCCAUUUAUGGUGCGCUGGCUGGCAGAGCGAUCCAAGGCUGGAAAGGAAUCCCUCUACUCCUUGGGUGUGGGCGAGGCUGAGAAGCUCCGCAAUGAGAUUCGUCAAUUGCAGGAUGACAUCAAAACGCUUUCCGACAAGGUGGGGGAAGCCAAGACCAAGGGUGCUGAGAAGACAGAGAAGCCCGAGGCAACGGCUGGUGAAGGAGGUAAGGCUGAGGAGCAGCCCAAGGAGGACGCACCAAAGGAAGAGGCUGGUGGUGGAGGCGACGAAGAAGAAGCUGAGGAAGGUGGCAAGCAGGAAAAGGAAGAGAAGGAAGACGAGGAGGAGGAAGAAUCAGACUUUGGAGAUGAUGAGGAAGAUCAAGACGAUGAUUGGAAGCCUCCAGCAGCCUACAUGAAGAAGGGACAGCGAGGCUCAGUGUCAGCGGAGGCCUAUGGCGCCUUCAACCAGAAGCAGGCAUUCGAACCACCCGUCUACGAGAAGAGUGCGGACCAAGAAGCACGUAUCAACGAUGUGUUGUCGAAGAGCUUCUUGUUCAACGCUUUGAGCAAGGAUGACCUCAAGGUGAUUUUGGGUGCCUUUCUGGAGAAGAAGAUCCCUGCUGGGGAACGCAUCAUCCAAGAAGGGGAUGAUGGCGAUGUCAUGUUCCUCAUUGAGUCCGGUGCAUUUGAUUGCAUCAAGAAGAUCGACGGUUCAGACAAAGUGGUGAAGAAGUGUGGCCAAGGUGACGUCUUUGGAGAGCUGGCAUUGCUCUACAAUUGCCCACGGGCUGCUUCUGUGGAGGCCACAGAAGAUUCUGUUGUUUGGCAGUUGGAUCGCGAGACCUUUAGCCAUAUCGUCAGAGAUGCCAGUGCCAAGCGUCGUGAAGCCUUCCAGGAUUUCUUGAAGACGGUGCCGCUCUUCAAACCUCUGGAGAGCUAUGACCUGGUGCAGUUGGCCGAUUGCUUGCAGCAGGAGACUCUGGAAGCUGGACAGAAGAUCUUGAAGCAAGGUGGUCCGGGAGAUACCUUCUAUCUCGUGGAAGAGGGAGAACUUGUGGCUACCAAGAAGCGUGAGAGUGGCCAGGAAGAGGAGGUGCUUUCAUACAAGCGCGGGGACUACUUCGGUGAACUCGCACUCUUGAAGAACGAGCCACGCGCCGCAUCCGUGGAAGCAAAGACGGAGGCAAGGGUUUGCAAGAUCGACCGCAAGUCCUUCAAGAACAUCCUCGGACAGUUGGAGGCGCAGUUCAAGGAGGCUGCAUUGAAAUACAAGCCUUGA
This is a messenger RNA of Cladocopium goreaui, 1833 nucleotides long. The record is from the annotation of a GenBank genome assembly. Lineage: Eukaryota; Dinophyceae; Suessiales; Symbiodiniaceae.